AUUAAGACGAUCUGUGAGCUCGCAACGAACGAAUUACAUCGAUAUCACUUAAAAUCUAUUAAGCAUGGUUUCCAACGUCCUUCUUGCUCUUUGCGUUGUGGUGGCAGUAGCAGCAGCGCUACCCGGCGCCGCCGGUCCCCCUGGAGCUCCCGGAGGUCUUAACCCAUGGAUUCCCCCAUGGCUGGCGUCCGCCCCUUGGUUCCCCCAGUGGACCCCAUGCACAGCUAUUGGCUCCACUUGUUUGGACUGCACUACGAGGCUGGUGUGCACUAAAAUUGGCGGUCUGCAACGUGCUUGCACUGAUCCCACUCUUCCCUACUGCAAUCUUGGCGCAUGCUCAGCGACUCCUUCUGCUGAGUGCGCCGCUCCUGCGGUGAAUGCCUAAACUAUUCAUCUGAUGUCUAGAUUUACAACUUUAUUCAGAUUUGAAAAUGGACGUAGUUAUACGGAAAUAAUCCAACACACCAUGACAAUGACCUUCCGUGGGGUUGGAUCGUUUGUACAUAGGCGUCCAAUUGCUUUACCUUCCAGUAUCAUUUUCUGUAACUUUUGACUC
Messenger RNA from Hyposmocoma kahamanoa, 556 nucleotides. RefSeq lists its product as uncharacterized. The transcript has 2 exons. NCBI's taxonomy places the organism in Eukaryota, Metazoa, Arthropoda, Insecta, Lepidoptera, Cosmopterigidae. The coding region runs from base 65 to 385 and encodes 106 amino acids. The record is from RefSeq and is a predicted model, not a curated record.